Molecule: messenger RNA, 3783 nt
Organism: Odocoileus virginianus texanus
Lineage: Eukaryota; Metazoa; Chordata; Mammalia; Artiodactyla; Cervidae
Gene: GALNT6
Product: polypeptide N-acetylgalactosaminyltransferase 6
Biological process (GO): protein O-linked glycosylation
Cellular component (GO): Golgi apparatus
Molecular function (GO): polypeptide N-acetylgalactosaminyltransferase activity
Source: RefSeq, a predicted model, not a curated record
GUCGGGAAACCGGUGAGCUGCACGGCCGCGCGGCUGCGGCUCCGCCCGGGCACCACAGGAUGUGGUUAGUACCUUGAGGAACUGCAAGCACCAGAGAGAAAGCCUUAGACAGCCAGGCUGGAUCGAGAGAGCAGAUGCUUGGGGAGAGCUCAGUUUAACCCCAAGUCUCUCUUUAGGAGGGAACAAAGGAACAAAGGUGAAUCACACUGCGAUGUCAAGACGAGGGAGUUGGAGUGACCUGGGUGAUUCUGAGUGAGUCAGUCAGGGAGGCCUUCCUGGAGGAGGCCGAGGCCCCAGGGUGUGGCCACCACGACACCUCGUGCUAUUUCCAGGGCCAGGCGCAGCAGUCAGAACUGACUCAGCCGGGUCCUUGUCAGUUCCGGAGGAUGAGGCUGCUCCGCAGACGCCACAUGACCGUGCGCCUGGUCAUGGUGGGCAGCGCCUUCGUGUUCUUCCUCUUCAUCCUGCAGAGGGACGUGAGUGGCAGGGAGCAGGCCACAGAGAAGCCUUGGCUGAGGUCCUUGGUGAGCCAGAAGGACCACGUCCUGGACCUCAUGCUGGGGGCCGUGCACAACCUCAGGGACUCCAUGCCCAAGUUCCAGAUCAGGGCUCCGGAGCCCCAGCAGACACUGGCCUCCACCAACCAGUCCUGCCUCCCAGGAUUCUACACCCCAACUGAACUGAAGCCAUUCUGGGAACGGCCGCCACAGGACCCCAAUGGCCCUGGGGCGGAUGGGAAAGCGUUUCAGAAGAAAGAGUGGACACCCCAGGAGACCCAGGAAAAGGAAGAGGGCUAUAAGAAGCACUGCUUCAAUGCCUUUGCCAGUGACCGCAUCUCCCUGCAGAGGACCCUGGGGCCAGACACCCGACCCCCUGAGUGUGUCGACCAGAAGUUCCGGCGCUGCCCCCCGCUGCCUGCCACCAGCGUCAUCAUUGUGUUCCACAACGAGGCCUGGUCCACGCUGCUGCGGACGGUGUACAGCGUCCUGCACACCACCCCUGCCAUCCUGCUGAAGGAGAUCAUUCUGGUGGAUGAUGCCAGCACGGACGAGUACUUGAAGGAGCCCCUGGAGCGGUACGUGAAGGAGCUGCAGGUGGUGCAGGUGGUGCGGCAGCAGGAGCGGAAGGGGCUGAUCACCGCCCGGCUGCUGGGAGCCAGCGUGGCCCGGGCGGAGGUGCUCACCUUCCUGGAUGCCCACUGUGAGUGCUUCCAUGGCUGGCUGGAGCCCCUCCUGGCUCGCAUCGCCGAGGACGAGACGGUGGUGGUGAGCCCAAACAUCGUCACCAUUGACCUGAACACUUUUGAGUUCUCCAAGCCCGUCCAGAGGGGCCGAGUCCAGAGUCGGGGCAACUUUGACUGGAGCCUGACCUUUGGCUGGGAGGCUUUACCUGCACGAGAGAAGCAGAGGCGCAAGGAUGAGACCUACCCCAUCAAGUCCCCGACGUUCGCUGGUGGCCUCUUCUCUAUCUCCAAGUCCUACUUUGAGCACAUCGGUACCUAUGAUAAUCAGAUGGAGAUCUGGGGAGGGGAGAACGUGGAAAUGUCCUUCCGGGUGUGGCAGUGCGGCGGCCAGCUGGAGAUUAUCCCCUGCUCUGUGGUCGGCCACGUGUUCCGUACCAAGAGUCCCCACACCUUCCCCAAGGGCAUCAAUGUCAUUGCUCGCAACCAGGUGCGCCUGGCUGAGGUCUGGAUGGAUGGCUACAAGGAGAUUUUCUACAGGAGAAAUCUGCAGGCAGCACAGAUGGCCCGAGAGAAAUCCUUUGGCGACAUUUCGGAACGACUGCAGCUGAGGGAACGACUAAACUGUCGCAACUUUUCCUGGUUCCUGGACAACAUUUACCCGGAGAUGUUUGUCCCUGACCUGAAGCCCACCUUCUUUGGAGCUCUCAAGAACCUCGGCGUGAAUCACUGCCUGGACGUGGGAGAGAACAACAAUGGGGGAAAGCCCCUCAUCCUGUAUGCCUGCCAUGGCCUCGGCGGCAAUCAGUAUUUUGAGUACACAACCCAGAGAGACCUUCGCCACAACAUCGCAAAGCAGCUGUGUCUACAUGCCAGUGCUGGCACUCUGGGCCUUAGGAGCUGCCACUUCACUGGCAAGAAUAGCCAAGUGCCCAAGGAUGAGGAAUGGGAAUUCACCCAGGAUCAACUCAUCAGGAACUCAGGAUCUGGUACCUGCCUGACAUCCAAAGACAAAAAGCCAGUCAUGGCCACCUGCGACCGCAGUGAUCCCCACCAGCGCUGGCUCUUCAUUUAACCCCCUGUGGGAGUUCCCACAAGCUUCUCAGGAAACAGAAUCUGGGGGAAACCUGAUGUUUGAGAACCUGACCAGCAGCUUCCCUGUCAGCCUUAAAGAUGGAUUUCAAACCCAAUGGAAGUCAAGGCAGAGCCUUCCUACUCCUUGCAGCAACAUUGGGCCUGUUUUCUUUCCUCCACAUUGGUGGACAAGACCAUUAGAACACAUAAGAGGGGGCCUAAAGCUUUCCUUCUGUCCUAGAAACAGACCUCCAAAGCAGAGGAGGCAGCCGGGAAAGGACCCGGGGCAGCAAUGAUGAAUUCAAGGAAAGUGCCUCUGAGCCACGUCCUGGAUCCCUGGUCAUCUAGGACACCUGCAGCUUCCAGUGAACUAUAGAGUCUAUCAGAGGAACUGGAGGUCUAAGUCUCCCUUGCUGUGAUUACCUGAAGCACCUUGACAGUGCUUGCCAGGUACACAACAAUCCUGUGAGAAAGACAGGAAUCACCAUGCCCAUUUUAUAGACAAGAACACUGAGGCAGAAGUAAAGGAGCUGGUCUGUAUUCCACAGCUGGUACAUGGCUGGAGCUGAAACUGAGGCUCAAAUUUGAACCUUGAACCCAGGCUCCUCCCACCCACCACACACACUAAGCAACUAGCCACCAACUCUCCAUUCUCUUUUCACUCCAGUCUGAUCCUUUCUGGCUGACUGGUCUCCAUAAAGCCUAGAACUGUGGAGCCAGGUAACCAUCAGGGAGACCACAUUUGGGAAUCCUGUGACGUUCAUUUUGAAAGAAACCUUGUGGAGCUAGCUAGUGAUUUCUCAGGUUUACGUCCCAGAGCCUUCUUUCAAUGCUCCUUAUAUAAUGUAGUUCCAAAGCAAAUUAGCCAUGGAUGAAAACGAAGGUGGGAUGAGGGCAGUGCCCACCAGGCCCUGAUUUUCCAAAGGUCUGCAAGCACAAUUUGAAAAUCCUUGUUUUAAUCCAACCCUAUCAUUUUCAUAUUAUGAAACCAAAGCCAGAUAAGAGAAGUUACUUGCCCUAGGCCACCCAAGGAGGUAUUGGCAGCCCAGAGGCUAGGACCCAGAUAAGGCUAACAAGAUCCCUGGGAAGUCUGAGGAAGCAGGGCUCACGGGUGGCCUGGAGCAUGACUGUGUGACUGGCCUGGUCUGCUGUUCUCGCGUGAACUCCCCACAUGGAGCAGACCUGCUGUGCACGUCAGCUCUUCUCCAAGCAAGUUGGACCCCACCACACAUGGCUGCUUUGCCUGAAGUGGAGAACCCCAGCUGCCCGACGGAAGACUCAUUGCUUCCAGGAGGGAUUCCUACUUUGAGUAGCGGACUGUCAUCUUGGGCAUCACCACAUGAGGGCACCAUGGGACCACAGCUGCCUCUCCUUGCCACUCAGGACGUCUCCUAGGUUCCAUGGGGUAGCCCAGCCAAAGAGAAAGAAGAGUGGUCAGCAGCGGGGAAAGGGAAAAGUUCUUUCCCAGCAAGAGAAGAGACUGGCACAUAGAUCCCAGUGGAAAUAAAGGUUUUAUGGCAUGGGUAAAG